Pan troglodytes (chimpanzee) is the source of this 2078-nucleotide messenger RNA. Its product is annotated as tripartite motif-containing protein 16-like protein. The record is from RefSeq and is a predicted model, not a curated record. The transcript has 12 exons. Gene Ontology annotation, molecular function: protein binding. The coding region runs from base 879 to 1925 and encodes 348 amino acids. NCBI's taxonomy places the organism in Eukaryota, Metazoa, Chordata, Mammalia, Primates, Hominidae.
GCGCCUACUUCCGCUUCUGGCCCCUUUCUCUGGAGGAGCUCCGCGCGUGGCGAGUCUGUGUCCUCCCUGUCCCCCAGAGCAGAGAACCCUCUCUGUGUCUGGACCGGGGAGGAGCAGACGCUGGACAGGUUUCUGGCAGAAUGCUGGCAAUUCCCAGGAAGAUAUGUGGAGAACGGAAAGGUUGCUACACCCAAAUAGUGGCGCAAAGGCUAUGAUUAUGGAGGAUUGGACCUGCAAACUCCAGAACAGAGCAACCUUGUAAAAUGUGUGUGGGCAGCACAGAGACCUUGGGCAAGUUAACAGUUUCCUCAUCUGUAAAUACUGAUUUAUGGAAAGCACCUGGUGUAUGUUCUGCCCUCUGAGGACCCUGCCCUUUCCCAAAAGGGGUAUCUUAAGAAGGAAAAUAUGGCUGCUCUUUGCCGGACAGCAGAGUCCCAGAACCCCAUGCGGGUGUUUCAGGGCUUUACGUCAUUCAAGGAUGUGGCUGUGAACUUCACUAGGAAGAAUGGAGAGAACUGGACCUUGCUCAGAGAGUCUUCUACAGGGAUGUAAUGCUGGAGAACUAUAGGAACCUGGUCUCCUUGGGAUUUCCAUUUUCCAAACCUGGUAUCAUCUCCUAGUUGGAAGAAGUGGUAAGCCCACGAACGCAAAUGCAGGAGGGAGAGGUGCCAAGAAGCAGCUGUACACGCUGAACUCCAGUGCACCCAGUGAGACUUGGAGCGGAAACUCAAGUUGAAUGAAAAUGCCAUCUCCAGGCUCCAGGCUAACCAAAAGUCUGUUCUGGCUCCUUGAAUGUAUUGAGGCCUCUCCUCUCUGUACUAUUUCUGCUUGUCAUCAUUUUCGUGGUGUCGGUGUCAGAGGUCAAAGCAGUGGCUGAAAUGCAGUUUGGGGAACUCCUUGCUGCUGUGAGGAAGGCCCAGGCCAAUGUGAUGCUCUUCUUAGAGGAGAAGGAGCAAGCUGCGCUGAGCCAGGCCAACGAUAUCAAGGCCCACCUGGAGUACAGGAGUGCCGAGAUGGAGAAGAGCAAGCAGGAGCUGGAGACGAUGGCGGCCAUCAGCAACACUGUCCAGUUCUUGGAGGAGUACUGCAAGUUUAAGAACACUGAAGACAUCACCUUCCCUAGUGUUUACAUAGGGCUGAAGGAUAAACUCUCGGGCAUCCGCAAAGUUAUCACGGAAUCCACUGUACACUUAAUCCAGUUGCUGGAGAACUAUAAGAAAAAGCUCCAGGAGUUUUCCAAGGAAGAGGAGUAUGACAUCAGAACUCAAGUGUCUGCCGUUGUUCAGCGCAAAUAUUGGACUUCCAAACCUGAGCCCAGCACCAGGGAACAGUUCCUCCAAUAUGCGUAUGACAUCACGUUCGACCCGGACACAGCACACAAGUAUCUCCAGCUGCAGGAGGAGAACCGCAAGGUCACCAACACCACGCCCUGGGAGCAUCCCUACCCGGACCUCCCCAGCAGGUUCCUGCACUGGCGGCAGGUGCUGUCCCAGCAGAGUCUGUACCUGCACAGGUACUAUUUUGAGGUGGAGAUCUUCGGGGAAGGCACCUAUGUUGGCCUGACCUGCAAAGGCAUCGACCGGAAAGGGGAGGAGCGCAACAGUUGCAUUUCCGGAAACAACUUCUCCUGGAGCCUCCAAUGGAACGGGAAGGAGUUCACGGCCUGGUACAGUGACAUGGAGACCCCACUCAAAGCUGGCCCUUUCCGGAGGCUCGGGGUCUAUAUCGACUUCCCGGGAGGGAUCCUUUCCUUCUAUGGCGUAGAGUAUGAUACCAUGACUCUGGUUCACAAGUUUGCCUGCAAGUUUUCAGAACCAGUCUAUGCUGCCUUCUGGCUUUCCAAGAAGGAAAACGCCAUCCGGAUUGUAGACCUGGGAGAGGAACCCGAGAAGCCAGCACCGUCCUUGGUGGGGACUGCUCCCUAGACUCCAGGAGCCAUAUCCCAGACCUUUGCCAGCUACAGUGAUGGGAUUUGCAUUUUAGGGUGAUUUGGGGGCAGAAAUAACUGCUGAUGGUAGCUGGCUUUUGGAAUCCUAUGGGGUCUCUGAAUGAAAACAUUCUCCAGCUGCUCUCUUUUG